AGUUAUUCGAAAAUUAUUUUUCAACAUAUGAUUUUAUACACCACAUUAUUCUAUGCUAGGAUACAUCUAGAAGGAAAAAAAGAAAAAAAAAGAAAAGGAAAUGUGAUCAUGAAAAUUAAUGGGGAAUGCACAUGUGGAUUAAAUUUUUAGCAGCGAGCCACCAAUAACGGUGCUGACCUGGCAAUAUAAAUAAAAACGAAAGAAAAAAUAACCCCUGAUUUUAGGGGGUAGAAAAUUCCGCUAAAUACUACCCGCGCUUUAAAUAAAAAAAGAAGAUAUUUUCGACGGUCCAAUGGACCCCAUCUAAUAAUACGUCAUCGAUUUGCCACCUCACCUCCGAGUUGUAAGGCUCAAUUUUUUGUAAUCUCCGAAAACUUGAAACCAAAAUUUACUUUUCCCACCCAAAAGGCACAAACAGUUGCCUUUAUCUAUCCCCACGUGUACGUAACGUAAAUCCAGGCCGUCCAUGACAGGUGGGCUAGGUCAGUACUCCGGGCACCGUAAAGGAUAAAUCUCAACCCUAUGAUUUCAAAUUGAGGGCUCAUAAACUGCCCGAAACAGAAAGGGGGCAGAUCUUAUUGCCUUUAAGAGGAGACCGUGGCCUUCAUAAAAAUUCAUCAUUCAGGUUAAAGAGGGUCAUCGAAACCCUCGCCUUUCCCUUUGCUUCUUCUCCAUUUCUCAUUCCGGUGAAGAAAAUUUCCUAUACUUUCUCCCCCCCUUUUUUUUUUUUUAAUUUUUCCCUGGCGGCAAUUGAAUUUCCCGGCAAUACAGUUAUGGGCUCCCGCCAUUUUCUCGCCGGAGAUUAAUUGCCGGAGUUCUUAAGCUCUUUCUAAACACCCCGUAACCUUCUAUGGCAUCAGCUGUUUUAGCCGGCAGAAAUGAACCGCACUGGGAUGAACGCAAUGCUUAUAUGAGGAAAUAUACAACUAAUCCCACUGCUCAUUCUCAGCUCCACAGUCGAUUCAACCCUAACCCUAACCCUAACCCCAAUUAUAACGUUCAAAAUGUUUCAACCUUAUCUCAUCUUCGGCAAGUAAAUGAGCCACUCCCUAGGGCUACUCCGUCUCCGGCACCAAUGGCUAACAAUAAUGUGCCGUUCAAUUGGAAACCAAAUGUUGUUGAUGAUCGAAACGAUUCAUUUCACAGAGAGUAUGUGACUUUCAAUUUGUCUUCUUAUUCGAGAAGCGAGUUGAAGGACCUUAAGAAGCGGCUAAUCUCUGAUCUCGAUCGAGUCCGGGGCCUUCUAAACAGGAUCGAAGCCCAAGAUAUCGUCCCCAGGACAUCUUUUCAUGCCAAAGAAGUCAUACAGCCACCGACAGCACCACCGCUUCAACCGGCAUUACCCCCCAAUGUCAGCCGGCAUCAUCGCAAACUUGAAUUAGUCGGUGGAAAGAGCAAGAAGCUCACUGGACAAAAGAGACCAAGAACAGAUCCAAAACGGCCAGUAGUGGUGGAAGGCGAUAAGUUUUUUGUGAGUAUGAUGAGGAAGUGCCGGCAGAUAUUGAUGAAAAUAAUGAAGUCAAAGUAUGGCAAUGUGUUUAACGCACCAGUGGAUGUCAAGGGUAUGAACCUUUAUGAUUAUUAUGAUAUCAUCAAGCACCCUAUGGAUCUCGGAACUGUGAAAUUAAGACUGGACGGGAAUGAGUACAGAACGCCACAAGAUUUUGCAGCUGAUGUGAGACUUACAUUCAACAAUGCCAUGACUUAUAACCCAAAAGGCCAGUUUGUGCAUUCUAUGGCUGAGGAGUAUCUUGGUAACUUUGAAAAGAUGUUCAAACCAGCGUUCAAGAAGUAUGAAGCUGAGCACCAUAAAGUUGCCACUAUUAUGCAGGUGAAUUACCAGAAGAAUGUGUCUCAGCCUGCAGUAAUUCCGCUGCCAAAUGCCUUAUAUCCACCAUUGCCAGUUGCAAAAAAAUCAGACUCUGUGCGGUCGCGUUCCACUAUGUUGAAUCAACAACAAUCUCAUGUCCAGUCUUUGCGUGCACCUGUUGCACCUUUUUUUGCGACCCCUGCUUUAAAAUCUCCUCCACAGCCUGUCAUUGAGACGCCUAGUUCAGUUAAAAUGCCCAAGCCGAAGGCUAAGGAUCCAAACAAAAGGCUUAUGACCUUAGAUGAAAAGAAGGAGUUGGGGGAUGGAUUGCAGAAUCUUCCCCAAGAGAAGUUGGAUCAUGUCCUGCAAAUUGUAAAGAGGAAAAUCCCUAAUCUUACACAGGAAGGGAAUGAGGUUGAGCUCGACUUUGAGAUCAUUGACAAUGAAACACUGUGGGAGCUGGAUAGAUAUGUAAUUUACCAGAAGGAGGCUAUGAGCAAGAUUGAGACACCAGGAGUCACCGAAGAGGAUACUGCCCUACUUCUCAACAAGUCUCCUGAGAAGGCACCAACACCAGAACAUGCAAUGCCUAAAAUCAAGAAAGUGGAUGUUGUGGAAGAGGAUGUUGAUAUUGGUGAGGAAAUACCAGGUGAAAACUUUCCUCCUGUGCAGAUCGACAAGGAUGGCCCAUGUGUGAGUAGUGGGUCAAGCAGCUCUAGCGGCUCAAGUUCUGGCAGUGAUUCUUCGUCCGGUGGUAUAACUAUUUAUUCUGUUGUUCAUUUUGGUAAACAAGUGUGAUGGUAUAUUUACUUUUGCCAUGGUAAAUAUUUGCAGAUUCAGGAAGUUCUUCUGGGAGUGAUUCUGAUGAGGAUAGUGUUCAGUCACCUUAUGUUGAAGCAGCAAAAGAAGCUCCUACAACUUAAGCCAUUGAUGGGUUUGAGAAUCAGAUAUUGGUGUCUCAGAGUUUUAAGAUCAAUUAAAUAGUGCUAUGGUGCUUCUGUUAGUAUUUUCUCUGGCUGGUAUUUGUGCAUCUGUUUUAGCAGCGCAGAAGAUAUCACAGUUUGGCAGGGUUUUGGCUUUUAUGAAGUAUGACUAGUUCAAGAUUAGGAAAUUGAGAGGUUUUAGCUAACUACAGAGUAGUGGUAGGUAGGAUGUUACAAAUGGGGACUGACAACAAACAUUUUGGGUUUAUUUUUGCUAGUAUACAGAAGAACACCUGCUGAUUCAGUGUUUAGGAAGGAUAGAAGAAGUAACUUGUACAGUGCAGACUGAUGACUGAGUUUGUGGAACAAAGCUGUAGUCUCUAUGAACCCCAAGAAGAAAUCUCAUAUGGAUCUUCUAUUUGAA
Solanum dulcamara is the source of this 3157-nucleotide messenger RNA. RefSeq names its product transcription factor GTE7-like. Bases 851 to 2608 code for a protein of 585 amino acids. Gene Ontology annotation, molecular function: protein binding. The record is from RefSeq and is a predicted model, not a curated record. The transcript has 2 exons. NCBI's taxonomy places the organism in Eukaryota, Viridiplantae, Streptophyta, Magnoliopsida, Solanales, Solanaceae.